AUGACUGUUUUGAAAGACAUGGUGCAAGAAAUGGGUGGUUCUUUCACCAAAGGCCAGAUCGAGGCUCUUGACAGGUCUGCAGGUACUAUGACGGCUACAGUUGAAACUUCCGCUAUCGAAGCAGAGAAGUUCAAAAAGGCCAUCCAGGCAAACUGGGGGGAUUACAGAGGUAAGAAAGGGUAUUAUCUUGCUGAUAUCAAAUAUAUCAAUGUUUCUGCGGAAUAA
Molecule: messenger RNA, 225 nt
Organism: Penicillium angulare
Lineage: Eukaryota; Fungi; Ascomycota; Eurotiomycetes; Eurotiales; Aspergillaceae
Exons: 2
Coding region: 1-225 (74 amino acids)
Source: RefSeq, a predicted model, not a curated record